GGGAGGGAGGGUGGGGGGAAGGCAGGCAGGGGGAAAGGAUGCGCCCCCAAGGCAGCUUUCUGAGGGAUCGCAGCGGAACAAUGCACUAAAAACGUGAUGAAGCUGGAAUUAGCACCGCUCUCCAAACUCAAAGCAGCGGCAGCAGCAGCGAGCAGGGGGGGAUUCCCGUCUUUCUGGACCGUUUUCUAUUUCACCUGUUUCCUAGGAUUCACACAGGGAAGUCCUGAAGAUGUGGACAUUCUUCAGAAAUUGGGCUUGGUGGCUCCAAGACUGCCUGGCUCCCCACCCCGCUCUAUUCCUCAGGGAUUCAUCCCCUUCAAGUCAGGGGUCAUCUUCACCCAGCGGGCAUGCCUCGAGGUGCCGAUCAACAGGGUUAUUCCCGCCCAGCUUGGCAAGGACUUGGCUUUAGUGUUGAGCCUGUGCUCCCACCGAAUCAACAGCGCCUUUUUAUUCGCUGUCAAGAGCAAGAAGAAAAAACUGCAGCUAGGAGUGCAGUUCGUCCCCGGGAAGGUCAUCGUCUACGUCGGUCACAAACGCUCGGUAUAUUUUGAUUAUAACAUCCACGACGGACAAUGGCACAAUUUGGCCAUCAACAUCCAAGGCCGGGUAGUCACCCUGUUUACCGCUUGCGGGAAGCAAAGCAUGCAUGCGGAUCUGCACCAUAAAAAGAAGGAGGCGUUGGAUCCCGAGGGGUCCUUCCUCUUAGGCAAGCUCAACCAGCACUCAGUACAUUUCGAAGGUGCCCUUUGCCAGUUUGAUAUUUAUCCGUCUGCCGAGGCCGCUCACAAUUACUGCAAGUACCUGAAAAAGCAAUGCCGGCACACAGAUACUUACCGGUCCAACCUUCCGCCUCUUGUCCCGCUCCUUCCCAACGACCCGAGAGCUUCUGAAAUGACUCCCUUGAAGAAUCUGACCACUGCAAUUCCUCCAUCGCCACUCUUCAAGUCCACCCCUCCUCCAAGGAACAGGAGGUUGAUGGCAGCACCCACCCCCGCCGCCGGGCCAUUGAAGCUGCCAGCUCCGCGGGUGACCGUCAAAGCUCCCAAGAUCGUUGUGGCAACCUCUCCUGCCUUGAUUAGCGCUGAAGCACAGCUCCCAGGCCACACGUUCCACCAGGCCACCACAGAAGGCCGCUGGCUCUCCAGCGUUGCUCUCCGGACAACCACCAUUGCCACUUCCAGUUUGGGUUCAGAGAAAUCUCGUUUGCCCGCCAGGAAGAAGGUUUUCCCUGCCACCUUUCCCUACUCAGCCACAAGCCCUGCUGCAGGGAUGAAAAAGAAGGAGGUGGGCAAAGGGGCCACAAAGAUGGCCAGCCCAAGCCAAACCACCAGGUCUCCAGCAGCAAACGCCACAAAGCCAACGAUGGAGAAGGCAAUGGAUGCUCCUGGCAGUCUCCACCCCGUGACCCUGAAGCCCAAGCCCGGGGGUGUAACCAAGAGCGCUGCACCAAAGAAAACAACUCUGCUGGCCCCAAAGAAGCCAGAUCUGACCAUCACUGCUGUCCCAGAUGCCCAACCAAUUCGAGGAGCUCAUUCUUCUGCCCGCAGAGCAAAUGUACAGAAUGUGAAUUUUGCAACCCCGGCUGCCACAGCUGGGUACCCACUGUUUGACCCUGUCGGGCCCACCCUCUUUCCGUUUGUUCUGGGUCUUCCCGGACUGAAAGGAGACCUCGGUCCUCCGGGCCUCCCAGGUCUGCCCGGUUUACCAGGACCACCUGGCAAGCGAGGCCCACGGGGUCCUCCUGGCCCCCAUGGGAAUCCUGGCCGGCCUGGGCCACCUGGCUCUAAGGGCCAAAAAGGUGAUCCUGGGCUAUCUCCCGGAAAAGCGUGGAAUGGUCAGAAGGGUGAUGUCGGCUUGCCUGGAUUGACAGGGCUUCCUGGAUCACCUGGUAGGAAGGGACAGAAAGGAUAUCCAGGACCAGCGGGUCAUCCUGGAGACCAGGGUGAACGAGGAUCUGACGGGAAUCCAGGUGCCAAAGGUUAUCCUGGCAGGCAGGGUUUACCUGGACCUAUAGGAGAACCUGGUCCAAAAGGCAGCCGGGGGUACAUUGGACCACCAGGAUUAUUCGGGCUGCCCGGUGCUGACGGAGAACGAGGAUUCCCCGGAGUUCCUGGGAAGAAGGGCAAGAUGGGUAGGCCGGGCUUUCCUGGUGAUCUUGGAGAACGAGGACCUCCGGGCAUUGACGGCAACCCAGGAGAUGUGGGAGCCCCUGGUCCUGCGGGAGUUGACGGACUCAUUGGCGAUAUGGGUGCAGUUGGACCGAUAGGUUUCCCAGGACCAAAAGGAUUAAAGGGGCUGAUGGGAAAUCCUGGAGAGAGUGGACUGAAAGGUGAUAAGGGUGAUCAGGGAGUGCCCGGUGUUCCAGGAGACGCUGGAUUCCAAGGAGACAAGGGUAGCCAAGGCUCACCUGGGAUGACAGGUGCGCGAGGAAAGCCAGGACCUGCUGGGAAGAUCGGCGACAAAGGUCCAGUUGGAAUUCCAGGAUCCCCUGGCCCUGAGGGCUUUCCAGGCGACAUUGGCCCACCAGGACAAAACGGCCCCGAAGGCAUGAAGGGAAAACCAGGAGCGCGUGGGUUACCUGGCCCCAGGGGACUACCUGGCCAAGAGGGGGAUGAAGGACCAGGGGGAACACCUGGCAUCCCAGGGGCACAGGGUCCCCUUGGCAGGAAAGGAUUUCCAGGCAAACCAGGCGCUGAUGGCUUCAAGGGUGAAUCAGGGAAUCCAGGGCGACCGGGAAAAGUUGGUGAUCAGGGCCUGAUGGGGUUCAUCGGUCCAGUAGGAGAGCCUGGAAUAGUCGGGGACAAGGGGGAUCGAGGUGCAGUCGGACCUCCAGGACCGCCAGGCGCCAAGGGAUCGAUGGGGCACCCUGGAAUACCUGGAGCAGUUGGUGAAUCGGGGGCCCCUGGACAGCCCGGUCCCGCUGGAAUUCGUGGAUCCAUAGGAGCGGGAGGUUCGAAAGGUCGCCGGGGUGCUCGAGGUCUUGAUGGACCAGUGGGCGAACCAGGGCAGCAAGGUGCUAAGGGCCUUCCAGGACAUCCAGGGAAACAGGGACCAGAUGGGCAACAGGGAAAGAUGGGAGAGACUGGUGCGAUGGGAUCUCGUGGCUUCCCUGGUAUCCAAGGACCUUCUGGCCCCCAAGGAGCUAAAGGGCCUUCAGGAGACCCGGGAUCUCAGGGAGCUCAAGGUCCACCUGGGCCUUUGGGAGAAAUUGGACAUAAGGGACCUCCUGGCCUGGCAGGGCAACGUGGACUUCCAGGUGAAACAGGCAUGAAGGGUGACCUUGGACCUCUUGGGAUUCCAGGAGAACAAGGCCUCAUUGGCCAGCGGGGCGAUCUGGGCCUUGAAGGUGACAGUGGCCCUCUAGGGCCAGAUGGGCUAAAGGGUGACAAAGGAGAACCAGGCCUAGAAGGAGGAACAGGAGACAAAGGGCAGGAAGGCGUCAAAGGAAAGGAAGGACCUCCUGGAUCCCCUGGGCCCACAGGCGUUCGAGGACCAGAAGGAAAACCAGGCCAAGAAGGGGAGAAGGGGAAAACCGGACUAAAGGGCAUCAGAGGUCACCAGGGGCAACUUGGAGAGACCGGCCCACCAGGGAAGACGGGUUUGAGAGGGACUCAAGGUCCCAAAGGAUCCAGAGGAAGCCUGGGAGCGAUGGGUUCUCCAGGGCGGAUGGGGGCUGCAGGGCAUCCUGGCUUAAAGGGCUAUCAGGGGCACGCAGGAGCACCAGGCCCAAUCGGGCCACCUGGACCCAAAGGUGAAAAGGGAGAACAAGGUGAUGAUGGGAAGGUGGAGGGGCCUCCUGGACCACCUGGAGACAGGGGCCCAGCUGGUGACCGAGGAGAUCGUGGGAAGCCUGGAGAUCCUGGUUAUCCUGGCCAAGAGGGUAUUGAUGGAGAUGGAGGAAAACCUGGACAGCAAGGCUUACCAGGACAUCCAGGACCACCAGGUCAACCAGGGCUGAAAGGAUUCAAGGGCAAUCCGGGGCAGAAAGGAAAGCAAGGGCUUGGCGGUGCCCCAGGCAGCAGAGGCUUGCCGGGUCUUGUGGGAUUAACAGGUCCAAGAGGAGUGGUUGGAAGGCAGGGUCAAGAGGGCACCCCUGGAAUUGAUGGGAUUCCUGGCAAAGACGGCAGCUUUGGACAAAAGGGAGAGCAGGGCGAAGAUGGAGAGGAAGGCACCCCAGGAGUGUUGGGGAACAGAGGGAAUCCCGGUGUCCUUGGUCUUCCCGGAGCUCAGGGCCCCCCAGGAUUGAAGGGAGAACAGGGCUUGCCUGGGCAGGCUGGCCCUUUAGGGAAACGAGGCCACCAAGGUGGGAUGGGCCUUCCUGGACCCCCUGGUGAGGCAGGACCAAUGGGGCAGCUGGGAGACUUCGGUGAAUCAGGAUUUCCAGGGAUUGCUGGGCUGUUUGGGCCAAAGGGACCCCCUGGAGAUACCGGGUUCAAAGGAAUCCAGGGCCCCAAGGGUCCUCAGGGCCUCAUGGGGAAAGAAGGCGUUACUGGCCCACUUGGGAUCAGGGGUCCAACGGGAAGCCCUGGCCCCAAAGGAGACAAAGGCAGUCAUGGUGAAAUGGGAUUGCAGGGUCCUAAGGGCCCCCCGGGACCUCGAGGACCCCCUGGACCUCCGGGUCCCCCAGGAAUGCUAGCUACAUUGCAGCAGCAAGAUGGUUUUGGUGCAGCUUUCCAAACAGCGAGGAGUUCCAGCACUGGGUUCAAGUCUGAGAGCUAUCAACAUUCAGACCUUCCAGUGAUGGACCAGGGAGGGGAGAUCUUUAAGACUCUGCACUACCUCAGCACCCUCAUCCAGAGCAUCAAGAGACCCCUUGGAACCAAGGAGAACCCUGCGCGCAUCUGUAGAGAUCUCAUGAACUGUGAACAGAAGAUGCAGGAUGGAACGUACUGGAUCGACCCAAAUCUGGGCUGUUCUUCAGAUAGUAUUCAAGUCACCUGUAACUUCACCCAAGGGGGACAGACUUGUCUCAGCCCCAUCACUGCCUCAAAGCUUGACUUUGACAUCGGACGAGUGCAACUGAAUUUCCUGCACCUCCUGAGCACCGAGGUCACCCAGAACAUCACCAUCCACUGCCUGAACACCUCCGUGUGGCAGGAAGGGCCCUUGAGGAAACCUAUGCGUUUCAAGGGCUGGAAUGGGCAGAUCUUUGAAGCUGGAGGGCACUUCACACCUGGUGUAGUUGUGAAUGACUGCAAGAUUCAAGAUGGACACUGGCACAGGACCCUCUUUACCUUCCGGACACAAGACCCACAACAGCUGCCAAUUGCCAACAUCUACAACCUCCCACCAUCCGAGCCAGGGAAGCAGCAGCACCUCCUCGAGGUUGGGCCCAUGUGCUUUCUCUAAAAGUUGGCAGCCUCUGCGGCACUUCGAGCUCCUUCGUUUUGGAGAUGAGCAGGGCCUGUUGGCCACCCCUGGACCUCUCUCCCAGCCUUGAGCGUUUGGACUCUGCCAAGUCAUAAGGAAUCCUUGGCCCGUCGGACUCUCCAGGAUGGGGAGAGGCGAAUGCUGUGGCUUUAGAUGCUGAAGCAAGAGGCCAGUUGAGCAAAGAAAUUCCACGCCCAAAGAUUUCCCCCCCUCCCUCGCCACACCUUCGGCCAAAGAAACUGUAUGCAAUAUCGGACUUCCGGUUUACCACCAUUGAAGCCGGUGGGAAAAUUCGGGGCUCCGAGUUUCCCUGCCUGGAAAAGGACGUGAUGCUAGCAGGCAGAGCUUUUGGAAAGGAGACAGGAAGGAGUCUGGGGAAGACAGCUUUGCAAACUGGUCUUUGUCUGCUUGUUGCUCCGGAACAGGAAGCAUUUUUACGUGCAAUAUUCGAGAGAGAGAGAGAGAGAGAAUAAGAAAAUGAUAUAUCUAUAUAUUUUAUUUAAGGCAAAAAUAAAAAAUAAAAGCGAGCAAGGUCCUUCUUUCCGUUGGGAAAGAAAACAGCCCUUUUUAAGUGGCUUGAGAAGGGAAGGCAGGAAAGAGAUGAGACGAGAUUGGUGCUAAGUAGGAAAAAGAGAGAGAGGGAUGGGUUUGUUAAAUUUGAUUCUACCUCUCACUGUGAAAUACCUGGUGCUCUUUAAUUUUUUUUAAAAAAAGAAGUGUGUUUUAUGUAGAUGACUCAAACUAUUUAAGGUUCUAAGACAGGCAUCCCCAAACUGCAGCCCUCCAGAUGUUUUGGCCUACAAUUCCAAUGAUCCCUAAACUUAGAGGACCAGUGGUCAGGGAUGGUGGGAAUUGUAGUCCAAAACAUCUGGAGUGCCAAAGUUUGGAGAUGCCUGUUCUAAGAGGUGCUACUACAGCAGGCAUCCCCAAACUGUGGCCCUCCAGAUGUUUUGGCCUACAACUCCCAUGAUCCCUAACUAAGAGGACCAGUGGUCAGGGAUGAUGGGAAUUGUAGUCAAAAACAUCUGGAGGGCCAAAGUUUGGGGGUGCCUGUUCAAAGAGGUGCUACUACAGCAGGCAUCCCCGAACUUCAUCUUCCCCGAACACUGGCCCUGUUAGCUAGGGAUCAUGGGAGUUGUAGGCCAAAACAUAUGGAGGGCCGCAGUUUGGGGGUGCCUGCACUACAGUGUCUCCUCCCAGGCUCCUCCAAACCCUUGACAUUGCUAAAUUCCCUUGGGAAUGAGAAGCAGGGGUUAAAACAGGGCAGGGAAGAUCAUCAGCGCAACAAUGACAAAUAAACUUUUUUUAACUUAAAGGUGCAUGAAAUAUUCUACAGGGGCUUUGUACGUUCUUUGAAAUCUAGGAUUUGUUAACCGGUCGUUUGUCACGGGUGUGUUUUAAAAGAAAAAUGUACCUUGAAAGGUGGUUUUUCAGAGCAAUAAUUGAGCUCACGAAAAACACAUUUCUCUGCUUGUGUGUGUGUGUGAGUGUGUGUGUGUUCCUAUACAAUAGGGUGAUGACUUUUUCAUUUUUCCCCCAAAAAUUAUUUCCUGUAGUACAAAUGGAUGAACGUUUGCCUAUGAAUGACUAAAAUGAGGUCUAUUCCAUUGAAAUAUUUAAAAAGGUCACGCACAAACUAUUUUUAAUUUUUUGGUAUGCUGUUUGACCAUUUCAUAAAAUGGUAUUCACAAUUCUAUAUAUAUUUCGGAUCAAAUUUGGACACAACACCACAUUCCACAACGGGGAGUGUUCUUAGCAACAUAGGCUAUACAAAUGUUACACCUGCACAUGACCCUGCCGGGCAUGCUGGGAAAAGAACCUACAAGAGAGGUAGCAAAACAUCGCCCCCUAGUGGCAUCUAUACUGUUACUGCAGCUAAAAAAAGCUUACUUGUGUGUUUGAAGACCCUAUAUAAUGUUGUAUAUAUGUGACUCUCAAGCUUGGGUUCAAUUUGAUACCUGCUUACAGUGACUUCAAAAAUGGUCCAAAAACGGAUAAAUACGAUUUUUAAAAAUCAUUUUGUGUGUGAGGUUUUUUAAUCAAAUCUCUUUGAAAGUAAGGUUUUAUCUAAUUUUUAAUGAAGGCACAUCAAAUUAUGAUACAGGGAAAUGAGGUUGUAAAAAAGUCAUCACCCUAAUAUACAACUGUUACUCACCAAAGCAUUAGGCUGCAAGUAGCCAAGAUGAGAGUGGGAAGAAAAAUGAGAGCGAAACCGUUUGACUUGAUUUCUGGGCUGAAUGGGGGUCUGUCAUCUGUUCCAGUCCUUCUGUCUAUGGCGAGUCCUAGAUUUGAACACCUACCGUGUAUUCCAGCGUAUAAGAAGACCCUCAACUUUUCCAGUUAAAAGAUAGAGUUUGGGAUAUACUCGCUGUACAAGGAAUAUGACCCGGCGUAUAAGACAACCCCCGACUUUGGAGAAGAUUUUCCUGGGUUAAAAAGUAGUCUUAUACGUAGGAAUAUACAGUAAGUCUCUUGUUUAAACAGUGGGAAGACAGGAAUCUAUUGUUUUGGUCCAAAGACCGUGUCGGGGUACUUUGUCGCUCCUCCACCUGCUCAGUCUUGGAUGGGUUUUGUUUCUUAUUGUUGUAUUUGUCGUUUUUGUUGUAUUUGUUGUUGUCGUUGUUGUUCUGUUUCAUAGAAACCUAGACUCUAUAUGUAAAUUUGGAGUUUAAAAAAAGAAGAGGAGGAUUGAUAUGAUGGUAAUCGUUUUAUUCUAUAUAAGGAAUGCAAUAUUAAGGUAGCUGGGGCCGUACUGUAAUGAACAUUUUGGUGCCUGUUUUCUGUUUAAUUUUCCAUGUUUCGUAAAAUAUA
Messenger RNA from Zootoca vivipara (common lizard), 8181 nucleotides. RefSeq lists its product as uncharacterized. Gene Ontology annotation, molecular function: extracellular matrix structural constituent. Lineage: Eukaryota; Metazoa; Chordata; Lepidosauria; Squamata; Lacertidae. Gene Ontology annotation, cellular component: extracellular matrix. The record is from RefSeq and is a predicted model, not a curated record.